Manduca sexta (tobacco hornworm) is the source of this 4364-nucleotide messenger RNA. It is a transcript of the gene Vps11, whose product is annotated as vacuolar protein sorting-associated protein 11 homolog. The coding region runs from base 281 to 3442 and encodes 1053 amino acids. Gene Ontology annotation, molecular function: protein-macromolecule adaptor activity; protein binding. NCBI's taxonomy places the organism in Eukaryota, Metazoa, Arthropoda, Insecta, Lepidoptera, Sphingidae. Gene Ontology annotation, cellular component: endosome; HOPS complex. The transcript is spliced from 17 exons. The record is from RefSeq and is a predicted model, not a curated record. Gene Ontology annotation, biological process: organelle fusion; endosome organization; intracellular protein transport.
UCCACAUUACUGUGACGCAUAUUUUAAAGUUAUACAUCAAAUCUAUCUUACUCCUUUUAUUUCGUUAAAAACACAAUAAUCUAUCGCACAUUCAUUACUCUAGUCGACGGAAUAUGGAAUGCACUCUAAAAAUUUUGCAUGACUGAUUGAUUAUUGAACUCUCAUUUCUUUCGUAUUUAACCACUGAAAAUGUAAAAAGUGUUAUUAUAAUACAAGGAAAAAGUAAUAUAAUCAAUACAAUAUAUGUUAAAAUGGUAAAUGAUUAAAUGACAGUGUGAUAAUGGCAUUUUUGGAGUGGCGAAGGUUUCCUUUUUUCGACAACAGACCCGAUGUGGACGGCGGGAAGAUUGCCAAGGGACUUCAAGAUACAAAUGUAACGGUAGCAACAAGUGGCAAUGGACAUGUGGUGCUAUGUGAUGAUACGGGCUUGGCGCAUCUCAUCUCUCGCUCGUGGGACAUCACCACAUUCAAGGCUUAUGAAAUAACAAUAACCCAUGCAGUUCAGUUACCGCAUGAUCCGUAUCUGGUCACUAUUGGGGAUGAUGAGCCAUGCGUAAAUCCAUUGAUAAAAGUAUGGGAUUGGUCACGAACGGAUCGGCACAAGAAUCCCAUGUGUCUGCGGGUGUCGCGCGCGGUCCCCUCCAACCUGCAACCGACUCCCGCCACCGCACUCGCUGUCAACGAUAACAAGAAUCUACUGGCAGUCGGCUUCCAAGAUGGCUCUGUGUCGUUGAUCAAAGGCGACAUAACGAGACAACGCAGCAGUAAGAUGAGGACGCUCACCGAGUCUGGCACCGUUCCCAUUACAGGACUCGCUUUCAAAGGCACAGACAAGUUGUUUGUGGUGUCUCGAGCCAACAUCCGGCUCGUCUGGCUGAACACGGAGCGCAUCGACGUGCUGGACACGAUGGGCGCCGCAGUCGGCUGCUCCGUGCUCACCGACAAACAGCGGCUCACCGUCGCCACUAAUGACGCUAUAUACUGCUACACAACGGAAGGCAAGGGUCCAUGCUACGCGAUCGAAGGCGAGAAGGUCCGCCUCGACUGGUUCAGAAGCUACCUGGUCAUCACUACCAACGAGACCUCCAACAAGGUGGCAGCUUCCACCAGCUCCGCACCCGCCCAAAAAUCUCACCACGUAACCAUACUAGACAUACAAAACAAGUUCAUAGUGUUUUCACAAACCUUCGAUGAGAUAGAUGCUGUCUUGAUAGAAUGGGGUUCGUUCUAUAUACUAACGAAGAGCAAAGAAGUGAUAUAUUUGGAAGAGAAGGAUUUGCAGUCGAAGUUGUUUUUGUUGUUCAAGAAGAAUUUGUAUGAUGUCGCUAUCAAGAUAGCGAGCAGUCAGCAUUAUGACGAGGAGGGGCUGAACGAGAUCUACAAGCAGUAUGGUGAUCAUUUGUAUAGCAAGGGUGACCUAAAAGGCGCAAUAGAACAAUAUGUGAAAACAAUAGGUUGGUUGGAAACCUCCUACGUUAUACGAAAGUAUUUGGAAUCUAGACAUCUAGAGGCCCUAAUACAGUACCUGGAGGAGUUGCAUAAGAAAGGAUUCGCUACGGAAGACCACACGACGUUAUUAUUAACAUGCUAUGUGAAGAUAGACCAGUACGACCAACAGGGCAAGUUGAAGGAAUUUAUCAACUCUAAGGAUAAAGCUAUCAGUUUUGAUGUCGAUGUCGCUAUUAAGGUAGUGCGUCAAGUGAGCGCGGACGACGCGUUGUCGCUAGCAGCGAUACACAAACGGCACGACUGGUACAUGAAGGUGAUGUUGGAGGAUAAGAAGGACUACAAAGGAGCUUUAGACUACAUCGAGGACUUGGAGUUUGAGGACGCCGAUAUAUACAUGAAGAAAUAUGGGCACAGGUUGAUGCAGCACGAGCCGGAGAAGAGCACGCAGUUUUUAAAACUACUAUGCACGGACUACGUUCCGCGAAGUAAGACCAUAGACAAAAACUCCCAGUCCGACUUCAGAGACAUAGACCAGGCCUCACCCGACGACUACAUACACAUGUUCCUGAGCAACUCGGCGCGACUCAUCGAGUUCCUGGAACACGUGAUAGCGAACAAAACGCAAUGCUCCGAGCUUGGAUACAACGCGCUUAUAGAACAUUAUAUUCACGUUUGGAACAAAGCAGAAGAAACCGAAAAGAAAACAUACGAAGACAAAGUGUUACAAAUAUUGAAAGAUCCCGACUCCAACUACGACAAGGAUCAAACUCUUAUAAUAUGUCAAAUGUUGGGCUUCAAAGCGGGAAUGUUGUAUUUGUACGAGGAGAAUAAAUUAUGGCGCGAGCAGGUGGCACUGCACAUGCGCAACGCGGAAGCGGAGAGCGCGCUGGAGGUGUGCCGGCGGCGCGGCGCCGCGAGCCCGCGCCUGUGGCUCGACGUGCUGUGGUGGCCGCCGCCGCCGCGCUGUCUGCCCGAGCUGCUACACGUCAUAGACUCUGAAAAGUUGCUAUCACCCAUUCUAGUCAUCGAUUGUCUUACGAGUACGUCUACGUACACUCUCGGAGACGUUCGAAAAUAUUUAAUGGACGUCCUGAAGGCCGAGCGCGAGGUGAUCACCCGCGAGAAGGAGCUGGCGGACAAGUACCGCAGCGAGAGCGCGCGCAUGAAGGAGCACAUCCAGACCAUCCAGCACGAACCCAUCACCUUCCAGAGCUCGCGCUGCGCCGCCUGCACCAAGCAACUCACGCUGCCCUCCGUCUACUUCCUGUGCCAGCACUCCUUCCACCAGGACUGCUUCCAGACGUACUCGGAGUGUGAGCGGGAGUGUCCGAUGUGUGCGCCGCGGCGCCGCCGGCCGCCCGUCCGCGCCGCCGAGGCACUGCACGCGCGUCUGCACAGCGAGUCCGACCCUUACGCGGUGGUAUCGGAGUACUACGGGCGUGGGUUGUUCAACAAGCUGACGGUGGUGACGGAGGGCGGUGCGCAGGAGUCGCCCCCCGCGACCGCCGCCUCCGCCCCGGCUUCCGUGCCCUCCGCCGCGCCCGCGCCCACCCCCGCGCCACCCCCCACGUAUGGACCCGGGGCUGAGGCCAGGCUCAGGCUACAGGAGGGACAGAGCAAGCAAGUAUUCGUCGCAAACGCACCAAAGCAAGUACCGCCCAAAGGCACGUCCGUGGUCCCAAUGCCAGAGGGUCGCAUGCGACUUUUGGAGCAAACACCUUAUAGCAGCAGCUUAGAAGCAAACUUCAACAAACUAGAACCGCCAGUCCACACAAAAAAAUCACCAUUCGCCUCGCCAAAACCAAUGAAGAAGAUCAUUGUAGAUCAGCCAAAAAGUACUGGAGUUUCUCCUAAAAUAGGCAAGAAUCCGUUUGAAGAAGAACAUUAUGAUGAAUCUAAAAAUCCGUUCGCCGAUGAUCCGGAGAAUGAUCCGAAAAAUCCUUUUGCGGAUGAUGAUGAGGAGUACGAUAAAAAUUAUAAUCCAUUUUCGUGAGAUGUGAAUUCUUUGUUUUGGUGUAUUACAGAUGUGUUCGAGAUGUGAGGAAUAGACAGGAUUCGCAAAUCUUGUAAUGGAGGCAGUUUAGAAAUUGGUUAUUUGCCUAUUGUAUAUUUAUUUAAGGCUAUUUUGGGGUACUAUGCUUUUGAGUUUCCUCGUAUUGGGAUUUGUCGAUAAAGGCCUUUUUCCCUCAGCUUUAGUUUAUUUUUGUUCGAAGGACAUAAUCGUAAAUCAAUUAUUUUUGUAGCUGCAAUAUUUUUUACGUUUGUAUAGAUUGAAAAGUAUGUAUUUUACAAUGAGUUUAAAGAUCUUUUUAUUUAAGUUCUGUCGGUAAUUUAUAAAACAACUUUUGAAGUAAUAUAUGCCUAAUUGUUGACUGAGUAACGUCGCAAUAUUACUAUAGGUUCGUAAGUGUUCGUGUAACGUAGAUUCUAAUGUGUAUAUUAAGAUUUUCUAUACCGUACUGGCUUGUUUUAACACGUUGAAUGCCGUGUUGUUUUUGUAAUUCUGGGGUCCUAUAUUUUAUUGGAACAUAAUAAAUGAUGAUUUUAACCCAUUAUAAUAUUGCACAGGGCUUGAUAAACAAUAAAAUUAGUUAUGUAUUAUGUAUUUCUGUUUGUUUUACCAAUAAAGGUUGAUUCUUAUCAUUCAACAGAUUUAAAUUGAUUAUUAAAGUACAAUACAGACGCGAUGUGAUGUGUGUUUUUCGUAAGGAUGUUUAUUGGAACAGUAAAGUAACAUUCAUGAUUGAUAUGAUGUACGGUUUUCAACGUGUUGAUAUCCUCAUAUGUAUAAAUAAAAUUACGCUCAUCUACGAAUGUACAUUCCAUCUAUUUAUGUAUAAAGCCAAAAGUAUGUGGAAAUGCAUAGUUGUAUUCAUUUUGCACUGUUCGAAGUAAUAAAUGUACUAUUUUAAAUU